CCUGCUGGUACACACCUUUCCACCCGCUUCCACUGUUGUAACCCAAAGUGACUUAGGUAACUGGUCACCACCAAUCUACCUUGAUAGGAGAGGCCGACCUCACGAAUUUUCAUCUUUUAUCACUCGCCGACCAUCGCUUGUGACAAUCGCACGUCACCCCUUUUCUCCUCUAGGCGCUUGAACCACACAAGCACCUACCUCAGCAUUCUUCGCUCACUCCGAGGUGCUCAGCUCCGAAAGACAACUUGUUCCCAAGAACGAUCGCCGCAUAACCACCUUUGGACUUGGAAAGUCCACGCCUCUAGGCCGACCAUUUGCCAAACUGUAUCCUUGAGGCAAGCGUGUCUGUCUGUCGAUUCCCAGUCGUACUCAACUCUACCCCUCCAUCGGCACUCGCGGGAAAAAUGGUAGACAGCGACACGAACUCUCCGACAUGGAAGUUCACGCAGUGCUUCGGCGACAAGGGCGAUGUGGAAGAUAUCACUGAAGCCGAUAUCAUCUCCACCGUCGAAUUCGAUCACACCGGCAACUACCUAGCAACGGGAGACAAGGGUGGACGUGUUGUACUUUUCGAACGGAAUGAGACAAAGAAGACAUGCGAAUACAAGUUCCACACAGAGUUCCAGUCCCACGAACCCGAGUUUGACUAUCUCAAGUCCCUGGAGAUCGAAGAGAAGAUCAACAAGAUCAAAUGGUGUCGUCGACAAAAUGCAUCCCAUUAUCUUCUGUCGACCAAUGAUAAGACCAUCAAGCUAUGGAAGGUCUUCGAAAAGUCACUCAAGGUUGUCGCGGAGAACAACCUGUCGCACGACCUCACCCCAAGCAAUGUCGCCGGCGGCGGCGGCGCAACCAGAGCGCCGCCUCCGUCUCAGUUCAGAAACGCAACCGACCUCAAACUGCCCCGCCUCACCCACCAUGAUACCGUCGUCGCAGCCGUGCCGCGACGGACAUAUGCCAACGCUCACGCGUAUCACAUCAACAGCAUAUCAGUGAAUAGCGACGGCGAAACCUUCAUCAGCAGCGAUGAUCUUCGUAUCAACCUUUGGAAUCUCAACAUCCAGGACCAAAGUUUUAACAUUGUCGACAUCAAGCCCGCAAACAUGGAAGAGCUUACGGAGGUCAUCACUGCUGCCGAGUUCCACCCCCAGAGCUGCAACUGGUUCAUGUAUGCGAGCUCGAAAGGCACCAUCAAGCUGGCUGACAUGCGCGAAAGUGCCUUGUGCGACCAGCAUGCAAAGUUGUUUGAGCAAGAAGAAGAUCCUUCAUCUAGGUCGUUCUUCUCCGAAAUUAUCUCGUCCAUCUCGGAUGUGCGCUUCUCCUUCGAUGGACGGUACAUCCUUUCACGCGACUAUCUGACAGUCAAGAUCUGGGACAUAAACAUGGAACGACAACCUGUGAAGACAAUCCCGAUCCACGAACACCUGCGACCUCGCCUUUGCGACACAUAUGAAAAUGACAGCAUUUUCGACAAGUUCGAGGUCGUCUUUUCUGGCGAUGCCAAGAAUGUAAUGACAGGCAGUUACAACAACAACUUCAUGAUCUACCCGACGGAUCCCGAGAAGGAGGUUGAAGUCGUGUUGCAGGCCGACAAGUCAGCCUUCAAAGCGAAGAAGGUUGGCGUGCCAACACCGAUCAACGCAGCAACCAGCCCUACGUCGACAAAUGGGAAAAAGAGCGGAUCGCGUGCUGGUAGCCCAGCUGCUGGGGCCCAGGGUCAGAGAAUGCGUAAGGAGACGGAUGCUGACCAAAUCGACUUCAACAAGAAGAUUCUGCAUAUGAGCUGGCAUCCUUUCGAGGAUAGUAUUGCCAUCGCAGCAACGAACAAUCUCUUCGUCUUUUCGGCCCUGUAAGCUAUACGAAUCGCAUCGUCGAAAGGCAAUCCGUGCUGGGCCGCAUCAUGUGGCGCAUGCUGCCCGUGUCUGUGGUCCAGAUGCCGUCGAACUCCCGGCAGCUAAUAGAUCAUGCUGCAUGGGACUUGGCAUUGUGAGCACAGCCUAAGCUGAAACAAUGUGUGCACCGUCAGCGGAUGAACAUGGUUCUUCCGUUUCGGCUGUCUUCAUAUGACAAAAAGCUAUGUUGGCAGACACAGGGUCAAGUAGUUGAAGAGAGGGGGGGGCAGGCUGUGAAGACACAUCUGCCAGAUACAGCCGCACACCUAGUGAGCAUGCUUACCAUGGUGCUCUCUCUUCCGCCCCUCAGUAGCGACUUGAUAGCGAAUAGGCCUAAAGCGAAGUUCAUGACAAGAAAAAUUGUCC
Verticillium dahliae VdLs.17 is the source of this 2255-nucleotide messenger RNA. Its product is annotated as protein phosphatase PP2A regulatory subunit B. The transcript is spliced from 7 exons. Gene Ontology annotation, cellular component: cytosol; protein phosphatase type 2A complex. The record is from RefSeq and is a predicted model, not a curated record. Gene Ontology annotation, biological process: peptidyl-serine dephosphorylation. Lineage: Eukaryota; Fungi; Ascomycota; Sordariomycetes; Glomerellales; Plectosphaerellaceae. Gene Ontology annotation, molecular function: protein binding; protein phosphatase regulator activity. Bases 405 to 1850 code for a protein of 481 amino acids.